Pogona vitticeps (central bearded dragon) is the source of this 6432-nucleotide messenger RNA. NCBI's taxonomy places the organism in Eukaryota, Metazoa, Chordata, Lepidosauria, Squamata, Agamidae. The record is from RefSeq and is a predicted model, not a curated record.
CUUCCACUAUCCCCGGCGCCCGUAAACCCCUUCCUUUCCUCCCUCCUUCCCUCAGCUAUAGCCCCAGGGUCGCGGGAAGGUGACCGGGCUGGAUGGGACGGGGAUUUGACGAAACUACAGAGGCCUGGUGCCCUCAAAACUGCCGGGCGGCUCUGUCUCCUUAGCGCCGUAAACCGCGGGUGAGGAAAAAGAGCGAGAAAGAUCGCGGGGGGGACGGGAAAGCCGAUCCCCGCCAUCUUGUUCGCCUUCAUAACCGGGACACCAUUGGCCACGCCCACCUUCUCCUUUCCUAUUGGUGUAGCCGGGGACACGUCGCUCCCGCCCGCACGCUGGGCGCUGCUGUGGGCCGUGAUGGAAGAGGAUGGACAGCGGUAUUUGGAGUUGCUGCUAUGAGGAAACCUCGGAGGAGGUCACGACAGAAUCUAGAAGGCAGACGGUCUCCUUCACCAUAUAGCUUGAAAUGCUCACCCACAAGAGAAACUCUAACUUAUGCCCAAGCUCAACGAAUAGUGGAAGUUGAUAUUGAUGGUCGUCUCCAUCGAAUCAGCAUCUAUGAUCCUUUAAAGAUUAUAACUGAGGAUGAACUGACUGCCCAAGAUAUUACAGAAUGCAAUAGUAACAAAGAAAAUAGUGAGCAACCAUUAUUUCCUUCAAAAUCGAAGAAAACACAGUGUAAAGGCAAAAAAAAGGAGACAUGUACAAAACAUGCUCCAGGGACAUCUUUCCAUUUGCCACAACCAAGCUUUCGCAUGAUUGACUCAUUCAGCCAGCCAGAUGCUCCACCCUUGCCUUCAACAUACUAUCAGUAUAUUGAGAAACCACCUGAGGAUGUUGAUGCUGAAAUUGAAUAUGAUAUGGAUGAAGAGGAUUUAGCUUGGCUUGACAUGAUCAAUGAAAAGAGGAAGAAUGAUGGUUAUGGGUCAAUUUCUGCUGAGACCUUUGAAUUGCUUUUAGAUCGGUUGGAAAAGGAGUCGUACUUGGAGAGCCGUAACAGUGGCGCCCAGCAGACCCUGAUAGAUGAAGAUGCUGUUUGUUGUGUUUGCAUGGAUGAUGAGUGUCAUAACAGCAAUGUCAUUUUGUUUUGUGAUAUUUGUAACUUGGCUGUGCACCAAGAAUGCUAUGGUGUGCCCUAUAUCCCUGAGGGGCAAUGGCUUUGUCGCUGUUGCCUACAAUCCCCUUCCCGCCCUGUGGAUUGUGUUUUGUGCCCAAACAAAGGUGGUGCCUUCAAACAGACCAGUGAUGGUCACUGGGCCCAUGUUGUUUGUGCCAUAUGGAUCCCAGAAGUCUGCUUUGCGAACACUGUUUUUCUGGAACCCAUUGAAGGGAUAGAAAAUAUCCCACCAGCUCGCUGGAAGCUAACAUGCUACAUCUGCAAGCAGAAGGGCAUGGGAGCAGCCAUCCAAUGUCACAAGGUAAACUGCUACACAGCUUUCCAUGUUACCUGUGCCCAGAGGGCUGGUCUUUUUAUGAAGAUUGAGCCCAUGAGGGAGACCAGCCUCAAUGGCACAACAUUUACCGUGCGUAAAACUGCUUACUGUGAGGUACAUUCCCCUCCUGGCACAGUGAAGAAAAGGCAUUCAGCUGCUAUCCACGAAGGAGAAGGAAAUAUUGCAAAGAGUGAGAUAGUUGAUGAUCGCACUCCCCAAAACAAGAACAAAGUAAAGUUAAAACAGAAGGUGAAGAAGAAAAGUUGUACUUCAACACCUCUACUAAUGGUCACACAGAUACCUUCUUACCGGCUGAAUAAAAUCUGCAGUGGACUCUCUUUCCAGAGAAAAAAUCAGUUUAUGCAGAGGCUUCACAACUACUGGCUGUUAAAGCGUCAGUCCAGAAAUGGUGUCCCACUAAUACGACGGCUGCACUCUCACUUACAGUCCCAAAGAAAUGCAGAACAGAAAGAGCAAGAUGAAAAGACCAGUGCUGUCAAAGAAGAACUGAAAUACUGGCAGAAACUGCGGCAUGACUUAGAAAGAGCACGGCUCCUCAUUGAAUUAAUCCGUAAACGUGAGAAACUCAAACGUGAACAGGUAAAGGUUCAGCAAGCUGCUAUGGAGCUACAGCUCACUCCAUUCAAUGUUCUGCUGCGCACAACACUUGAUCUACUGCAGGAAAAGGAUCCAGCUCAAAUAUUUGCAGAUCCUGUCAACUUAAAUGAGGUUCCAGAUUACCUGGAAUUCAUUUCCAAGCCAAUGGAUUUUUCUACCAUGAGGCAGAAGCUGGAGUCCCAUCAGUACCAAACACUGGAUGAAUUUGAGGAGGACUUUAACCUUAUUCUCACCAACUGCAUGAGGUAUAAUUCUAAAGACACAGUUUUCCAUCGAGCAGCUGUCCGACUCAGAGACCUUGGAGGGGCAAUAUUACGCCAUGCACGGCGGCAAGCUGAAACAAUUGGCUUUGACCCCCAAGUGGGGAUUCACUUGCCAGAAUCACCAAAGACAGAAGAUUUUUAUCGUUUUUCUUGGGAGGAUGUUGAUAACCUUCUCCUCCCCGAGAAUCGGGCUCAUCUUUCAUUGGAAGUACAGCUGAAGGAAUUACUGGAAAAGCUGGACAUGGUGAGCACCAUGCGGUCCAGCGGAGCCCGAACUCGCCGCAUCCGCCUCUUGAGACGGGAAAUCAACUCUGUCAGGCAAAAGUUGUCACAGCAACAGAAUAAAACUGUGCCAAAUGGAGAGCCAGCUCCAUGGGAGGAGGGACUGGAGAAAAUACUACAAGGAGAACAAGAUGAAAGCAGAGAGAAAGCAGAUGACACCAAGCCCCCACUUCCCCCCACCCUGGAGCCCACAGGACCUGCACCCUCCCUAUCGGAGCUGGACUCUCUGCAGGACCCUCCAACUCUCAAACCCAUUAGCGAAAGCAAGUCCUUGAAAAGACUACAUAAACGGCUGAAGUCUGAGGGUGAGCUCUUUGAUAAGAAGACGCUGCAGAGGGAGAGCCACGCCUUCCAGCGCUUGCUCAGCGACAACGGCCUGAACGGAUUGGCCCUUCAGGCCACGGGCACUUCUGCCAGCCCUCUGUUUAGUGGAGUGGGCAGGCGGACAUCUGUCCUUUUUAAAAAAGCCAAGAACGGGGUGAAACUGCAAAAAGGUCUGGACUGUUCCCUUGAGAAUGGAGAGGAUCACAGCCAGAGUGGGCAGCUCUCCCCCUCCAGCAUAGAGGGUGAGCGGUUAUCUCGGAAACGGUCAUACAGUGGGAGCUGCAGCGAGAGCGAUGGCAAGAAAUCCCCCAGGCAGGCAGGAGUGACAGCAGCAGUAACCAAUGGCUUCAGGAAGCAUAUGGAAAAUGGUUCCGACUCAGAAUGCAGUUCUGGCCUUGGUGGUGGUCUCGCAUUUGACAUCUGCAGUGGCCUGACUCCACACAAACAGAGCAGAGGAAAGCCUGCUCUUGCACGGGUUCCUUUCUUGGAUGGUGUAAAUGGAGACUUAGAAUACAGCAGCACAGGUAGAAAUCUACUGAUGCCAUUUGAGGAGCAUGCUGAAUUAGAGCCUCUGGAGCUUGUGUGGGCAAAGUGUCGUGGGUACCCAUCUUACCCAGCAUUGAUUAUUGAUCCUGAGAUGCCACGAGAGGGUUUGCUUCAUAAUGGAGUCCCAAUUCCCGUUCCACCGCUGGAGGUAUUGAAACUAGGAGAGCAGAAACAAGCGGAGGCUGGGGAAAAGCUUUUCCUUGUCCUUUUCUUUGACAACAAAAGGACAUGGCAGUGGCUUCCACGAGAAAAAGUUCUUCCCCUGGGAGUGGAUGAUACAGUGGAUAAAUUAAAAAUGAUGGAGGGACGAAAAACAAGCAUCCGCAAGUCUGUCCAAGUUGCAUAUGACCGUGCCAUGAUUCAUAUGAGUCGAGUGCGGGGAGAUCAUCCUUUUGUCACACCAAAUUAUCUCUAGGGACUGAAACUGUUUUCUUUGCCCUUCUUGCUUUCCUUGGAAACAGUGUCUGCAUCUGUAGGCAUUGUUGGCGCCAUGGGUCUUAGUGUAACUGAGCAGUACGGAGCUUCUCCACUGCCUAGAGGAAGAUGUAACUGCCAUGCUUGUUUCUAUUCAAAUCAGAGGCGCACUGCUCCUGGUGUUAGGAGAAGGUUUCUGAAAAGUACCUGAUCUGUGCCAAAACCCCUGCCUUGGUUCUUUCAGAAUAUGCUUCUCUGAAGGGCCAGCAAUGUCAUGGAGCAGUGCAGUGUAUGCUGUGGGCUUGAUAGAACCUUCAGUCUAAAAAGCUGAGCUUGUUUGCUGAUUGGACUAGAAGGUCCACAAGUCUUUAGUUUUGUGUUUUUUUUUUAAUCUUCAGCUAGUCCUGGAGAAUCUCUGGAGGCUGCCACUGCUAUAAAGAACUCAGUAUCCUUUUAAUGCCUUCUAUGUGCCAAAUUUACUGUAUUCAUCAUACUUUUUCAUUUUAUUUUUAAAAGCACUGGUUUGCUCCAUUGCAUUUAUUCAUUUAUACCCUAGUCUAGAAGUUUCAUGCCUACGUUUAUGUACCUGAUGUUUAUGUUUAGUCUCACCUGCAGGAGAAAUAGAGUCAAUAUUUUAGUGAGUUUUCUCUUUACCUCAUUCUUUCUUACACUGAGUUUUAAACAUGAAGAAAUCACCUCUAAAAUGUUUUGUUUUACAUUUAUGAAGUAGUUUUUACAUUUCAACUGCAGUUUCAGGUUAAAAUAUUGAAGUGGGCACAACAGUCUUUCAAAAGUUUUACAAAGGCCUAACCUGCUAGAAAAAUGUUACUUAAUGCAAAGUUUUGUUAGGGCAUGUGGCAAGAGAAAGCUUUUUCAAACCUCUGGCCCCAUCAACCCAAUUAAAAGACACUAUAUACAGAGUAGGAGCUGCCUUAAUCACUUUGGUACAUGGAGAAGAUACCACCACCCUGAAGCUGAAUGAUUGUUGAAUGCAGAAGCAACCUCUUGCCUGUGUAGAGAGUGCAGCAGUUACAGAGAGUGCACUGGUUCCACAUGCACACCUGCACCCGGUUGGACCAGGACUGCUGUGCACCAGAUUCUAUAUGAAGAGCUCCUUCCAGCUUUGUGUGGUAUAUCUUGAAAUAGAAUACUAUGUGUACAUUGAAGUGUGCUGCUUUGAAUCAGGGUAUCAGUGUCAAAGUGACAAUUUCUCUUUACCCUGGAAAGUUAUCCUAACUUGUUUUAGGCUGAGUUGGAAUGUUGUCUUACCUUCAUGCUCACCAGAAUACUUUGCAGUUUCGCCGUUUGCAUUACCGUAAAUAAUUCAUUAUUUCCUGUUCUGCUGCAUGAGCCCCCAUUAUUGGGAUCUUUUAAUGAAUAGAGCACAACUCCUCAGAGAAUCUUAUUUUUAAUGUAUAUGUGCUGGAAAAGCAAGAAGAGCUGAAGUUUGCAAGAUGAAAAACAUUUCAUGUUUGAAUUUUGAUUUAAGGAUGGGUAUUUUCUUUUGAAACAUUAUGAACCAAAAGUACAGAGCAAGAUUGUAAUUUGAAGAGAUCAUUUUUUUUUCCUUUUAAACUCAAUUUUUAAAAUUGUUUUAUUUUUUCAUACUAAAGAGAUAAUGGAACAAAAUGUUAAUAGGGAAAAUCACUGCCAUUUCUGUGUGAUGUACUUUUUUAAAAAGAAAAGUACGGCAUCUUAUAUAUUGGGACAUAAAAUGACACUUUAUGGAAAAUAUCUGUAAGGUAUAAAGAAAAUAAAUGGGAGUUUAUAUAUAUAUAUAUAGUUAAUUAUGCCUGAAGAGUGUGGUUAUGUAAGGAAAUGUGUACAUAGUUGUAAAAUACAGUUCUAAAUUAUUCAGGCCAAUUGUAACCAUUCUUGAAGUCCUCAGAUGUGUUGCUGGGUCUUUUGUAUGCACACAGUGUAAUUAAUUUAAAGCAACAUACACUUUUCCCAGAUUGUAGCUCAGCUGUGGACUAGUGACCUAUGUAUAACUGUUUUAAUUUUUUCAUUUUUAAAAAAUUACAUUUUAAGGAUUUGAAUCAGUUAAUAUCCUGCUAUUGCUAUGGGACCUAAACGUGACUUGUCAGUCUGCUGUAAAGCACAGAUGGCUCUAUUUAUUGUAGAAAGUGAGUUUAUUGCUUUCUAUAACUGUUUAUAUCAGAUGAUGUAAGAGUUAAUAAAAUCCUAUGCUUGUAAAGAAAAAAAAUGCUAAUUUUACCUGCUAUAAUCUGACUGUCUGAAACUAUAUUUUCUCUUUGAGAAAUAAAUGUUCUAAUGUAAAAUUCCUGAUUUAAUUGUUUUAGUCCAAGAAGAUCACUGGCUCAAUCAAAUCUGAUGAUUUACCAGUUUCCCUAAGUCCCAAAGAAUUCAGUAGCUUUCAUAAACUUUUUCUGGAGUAUCUCUCCCUCCAUCUGUUUCCCUUGUUUUAAUUUCAGGCUUGGCAGAAUAUUGAAAGAUUUCUUGAUAUAAGCAGGUGGGACUUCUCAAUUAGCAUAGAAAAAGUGGAAGACUUAAUUCAGUGUGGGAGCAUUGAAAAGAUAGGAAUGGAAAAUACAAUA